CCUGCUCGUCUUGACGAGGACUGUUCUUCCUAAAAUAUCCGACAUAUUUUGGACAUACACGGAAGACAAGUCUCAACUGUAAAGUGUAUGUGGUUAUAAUGGUGGUUGAAUCCCUUGUUCAGGAUUGGCUACAAGAGGACGCUGGAAGAAGAUGACAUGUACAGGAUCCUCCCUGAAGAUGCGUCUGAGAGACUUGGGGAGGAGUUACAGGGGUACUGGAACCAAGAAGUUAAACUUGCGGCACAAGAUCUACGCCAGCCUAAACUCACCAGAGUCCUCAUAAAGUGUUACUGGAGAUCCUACGCGCUCAUUGGAACAUACAUCUUAAUAGAGGAAGUCAUCAAAGUCAUUCAGCCGGUGUUACUUGGUAAGCUCAUUGAGUACUUUGAGAGUCCUGAUGCCACAGGCCCAACUGCAGUCUACAAGGCUUACAGCUACGCAGCGGGCAUCUGCCUGUCCACCGUCUGGAUGUCCAUCCUCCACCAUCUCUAUUUCUACCAGGUCCAAAGAGUGGGCAUGAAGAUCCGGGUGGCCAUGUGUCACAUGAUCUUUCGUAAGGCUCUCAGUCUUAACAACACGGCGCUGACGAAAACAACGACGGGACAAAUUGUCAAUCUGUUGUCCAACGACGUCAACAGAUUUGAUGAGGUAACUUUGUAUCUGCACUUUCUGUGGAUCACCCCCCUGCAAGCAGCAGGGGUAGUACUAUUGUUGAUGUAUUGGAUCGGCCCAUCAUGCUUUGCGGGAAUGGCCGUCGUCUUCAUCCUUUUACCACUGCAGACUAUGUUUGGUAGACUGUUUUCAACGCUGAGGGCUGACACUGCAGUCCUGACUGAUGACAGGAUACGCACCAUGAAUGAGGUCAUCUCUGGGAUCCGUGUUAUUAAGAUGUACGGGUGGGAAAAACCCUUCGCUACGCUUGUGGAUGAAGUCCGAAGAAUGGAAAUCGCCAAAAUAAUGAAAAGCUCUUACCUGCGUGGCUUGAACAUGGCAUCUUUCUUCGUGGCCAGCAAGCUCAUCAUGUUCAUCACUGUUUGCGUCUAUGUGCUGAUGGGUAACCAGCUGUCUUCCAGCGCCAUCUUCAUGGCCCUUUCCCUCUACAGCGCCGUCAGACUCACCAUCACGCUUUUCUUUCCCUCCGGCAUUGAGAAGGCCUCGGAGUGCCUCAUCAGCAUCCGAAGAAUUAAAAAUUUUCUCCUUCUGGAAGAAGUUGCUCCUCAGCAUCUGGGACUCCCGGUGGCCGAGAAGAAAGACUGCAUGUUGAAGAUUCAGGAUUUGACUUGCUACUGGGAUAAGAUGCAAGAGGCCCCAACCUUACAGAAUGUGUCAUUAACAGUGAGGCCUGAUCAGCUGCUUGCUGUGAUCGGCCCUGUUGCCUCAGGGAAGUCUUCGCUCCUCAGCGCCAUCUUGGGAGAGCUAAGCCCAGAAAGCGGCGUUGUCAAGGUUCGAGGGCAUCUGACCUACGCUUCCCAGCAGCCCUGGAUUUUGCCUGGCACCAUCCGAAGCAACAUUCUUUUCGGCAAAGAGCUCAACCGCUUGAAGUAUGACAGAGUGCUGAGAGCCUGCGCCCUCAAGAGAGACAUGGAGCUUCUGCCAGGUGGCGACUUAGUAUCCGUCGGAGACAGAGGGGCCAACUUGAGUGGAGGACAGAAGGCGAGAGUCAGCUUGGCCAGAGCAGUGUACCAGGAUGCAGACAUCUACUUGCUGGAUGAUCCUCUCAGUGCUGUGGAUGCUGAAGUCGGCAAGCACAUCUUUGAGGAGUGUAUUUGUGGCCUUCUGAAGAACAAGCCAUGUGUUCUCGUCACUCACCAGCUGCAGUAUCUGAAGGCCGCACAUCAAAUUGUAGUCUUAAAGGAGGGGCAAAUGGUGGCCAAUGGGAGCUACAGUGAGUUGCAGAGCUCAGGACUUGACUUCUCCUCACUCCUCAAGAUGGAGGACAGCCAGGAGGAAAGACCGAGCACAACCUCGUACUGCCCCUCGAGUCUCUCUAACAAUUCUAUUUCAUCCAUGACGUCCCUGUCCGCCUCCUGCUACUCGCUGAUGGAGGAGACACUCACACUCGCAGCGCAGCCCACGGAGGAAAGGCGCACGCAGGGACACAUCGGCCUGCAAAUGUAUGGGAAAUAUUUCAGAGCGGGCGCUAACUUCCUGCUUCUCUUCCUCCUCAUUCUCCUCAACGCUCUUGCACAGGUGGCAUUUGUGCUGCAAGACUGGUGGCUUGCUCAUUGGACUUCCGAGCAGCAGCUCGUCAACCGAACUCAGCCCCUCAAUGGCAGCCUCCCUGCACAGCUGGACCUUGACCUGUACUUAAGUGUCUACGCAGGUUUAACAGGUGCAUCCGUAGUGUUUGGCUUCGUUCGCAGCCUGGUCUUCUUCAACGUCCUGGUGAGCUCAGCCCAGAGCCUACACAACCGCAUGUUUGACGCCCUCCUGCGGACCCCGGUGCACUUUUUCCAAAUCAAUCCAAUUGGAAGAAUUCUCAACAGGUUUUCCAAAGACAUCGGCUACCUGGACUCUCUGCUGCCAUGGACGUUUGUGGACUUCACCCAGCUGUUCCUUCAAGUCAUUGGCGUGAUCGUAGUGUCCGCCAUAGUCAUGCCUUGGAUCCUCAUCCCGUUUGUUCCUCUCUUCGCCUUCUUCCUGUGUCUGCGACGCUACUAUCUUCAGACCUCCAGGGACAUCAAGCGCUUGGAGGCAACCACAAGGAGUCCUGUCUUCUCCCACCUCUCUUCUUCCCUGCAAGGCCUGAGCACCAUCCGAGCAUUCGAGGCUCAGCAGAAGUUUCAGCAAAUGUUUGAUGACUAUCAAAAUCUCCACUCAGAGGCCUGGUUCUUGUUCCUGGCUACCUCUCGCUGGUUAGCCGUGCGCCUUGAUGGGAUUUGUUCCAUUUUCGUCACCCUUACUGCCUUUGGCUGCAUUUACUUCAGUGAUGACAUGGACCCUGGUGCAGUUGGCCUGGCUCUGUCAUACGCUGUGACACUGACAGGCAUGUUCCAGUGGGGCGUCCGACAAAGUGCGGAGAUCGAGAAUAUGAUGACAUCUGUGGAGAGGGUGGUGGAGUACACGGACUUGGAGAGUGAAGCACCCUGGGAGACAGACACAAAGCCGCCGCAUGAUUGGCCCAAGAGGGGCUCCAUCACAUUUGACUCUGUCAACUUCUCUUACAACGCCAGUGAACCUCUCAUCCUCAAGAACUUGACUGUGGUCUUCACAACCAGAGAAAAGGUGGGCAUUGUGGGGCGCACCGGUGCUGGUAAGAGCUCUCUGAUCUCGGCCUUGUUCCGCCUGGCAGAACCCGAGGGCAGGAUCAUGAUUGAUGGUUUCCGCACAUCUGACAUUGGUCUGCACACCCUCCGCCAGAAGAUGUCCAUCAUCCCACAGGACCCAGUUCUCUUCACGGGCACCAUGAGGAAGAAUCUGGACCCUUUCAGCCAGCACACAGAUGAGGACCUGUGGAAUGCACUCCAAGAGGUGCAGAUGAAGGCUGCGGUGGAGGAACUGCCCAAUAAACUGGAGGCGCUGCUGACCGAGUCGGGCUCCAACUUCAGCAUGGGCCAGAGGCAGCUGCUGUGUCUGGCCAGAGCCAUCCUACGCAAAAACCGCAUCCUUGUCAUCGACGAGGCCACGGCCAAUGUGGACCCAAGAACUGACAGCCUGAUCCAGCAGACGAUCCGGGGCAAGUUUCAAGAGUGCACCGUCCUCACCAUCGCUCACAGGCUCAACACCAUCAUCGACUGUGACAGAAUACUGGUCCUGGAUGCCGGUAAGGUCCACGAGUAUGAUGAGCCUUACGUGCUGCUCCAAAACCACGAUGGGCUUUUCUACCAAAUGGUACAGCAGACAGGCCAAGCCGAGGCUGCCUCACUGCUGAAUGCUGCCAAACAGGUGCACGAGAACAAAAAGCGGGAGCCGCGCCACCUCCAGGACGUCGUCUUUGAGACGUCUCUCUGACACUUUGGAGAGCGGCUUUGACCGCCGUCGCCGACCGAGCCCUACCGGAAGUAUUUAUUUAUUUAUUUGACUGUAUAUUGGAAUGUCCACUUUAGUGUGUGUCUGUGCCUUUAAUGAUAGCGUGACAGUUUACUGAUAGCACCUUGCUAUGUGAAGGUAUGUGCACUGCGGGCCUUUUGCGGGGACGUCAAUCCUGUACCGGUGCUUGAUAGAGCGCACUGACUGAACGUAUUCACUCUGUUGCACUAAAUGAAUGACUGCUUUUAUUCUCUCUAUUUGAGCUACACACAGGUGAGCUCGCUAAUAAUUGUGCCUUCUUCUUCUUCUUGUGUUUGCACUUUUUUUUAAUGAUGAGUCCUCCUGCACUUUGAACAACGUGACCACCGUACUGUAUGUCAACCUCAGCUCAGGAAACAGCAGGACAUGUGAAAUGUAACAAUCAUUUGUCAUUUUGGCAACAACAACAACAAAAAUGUUUUGUCAGCAGAAAUUCCUACUGGAAUGACAAUUUUGCAAUAUUCUCUUUUUUUAACAGUAAAUGUUUCAUUGAAAAUGUCAUUGUGAAUGCUGUAAUAUGCCAACAUGUUUUUAGGUAAAAUGGUUAUUUGCUGACAUAGUCCGACUUUAAAAAGUAAAAUGAAAACAGGCAUAUUUUUCAGAAAAUUAAGUCAUAUUUUUCGGAGAAAAACUGAAUCAAGGUCAAGUGAAUAAAGUCAAACAGUGGUGCCUCGAGAUACGACCCAUUGUUCAGCGUUAUUUUUGCUUUGACUUGCAAGCUAAAAAUGCAAAACACCAUAGAGAGGCUAAUAAAUAGCAUCAUUGUUGCCGCGUUAUACAUUUUUAAUCGAUGGAUAUUUGAACACAAACGGUGGCGCAACACAUGCAGAGAGACAGUAUAACAAUACUCACAAGCAUAUAUUCUUUAUCUUUUGCAAAAAAUGACUAAUAAUAUUGCAGCUUACUGAGUCAGUUGUGAAACGCUUCUUCAUGUGUGUCUCUAUGUUUGCAUUAUACGACCACCAGGUGGCCAAAAUGCACACACCAGAAGGUGCAUAUCAUUUAUAAAUCGUUUUCACCACUAUUGCCUUCACCAUCCACAUUUUGUCUGUUGUUCUUCCUUCAGCCCUUGGUAUUUCUCCACCUUUUGGUGUUCCUUUUUCCCGGAUGUCGCUAUCACUCAGGAACGCUACAUCCAGCACAACUGCUGUCUUCUGAUGAUUAUCAACUACCAGUAUGUCAGGCUCAUUGGCCACCACUCAUUGUCAGUCUGGAUCUGGAAGUCCGACGGGAUCUUGGCCUGGUUGGUCUCAACCACCUUUGGUGAGGUCCGCCAUCUUGAUUCUGGGACCGCCAGUCCACAUUUGGUACAGAUGUAUUGCUACUUGCUGCUACUUGGUUAUGUCGCUCCAUAUAUGCCUUGCCUGCCAACAUCUUACACCAUGCUGUGAUGUGCUGCACUGUCUCAGGGGCUUCUUUGCAUUGCUUGCGCCUGGGGUCCUGUCUGGUGUAGUACACCUCUGCCUCUUUUGAGUUUGUGUUUAGGGCUUGUUCUUGUGCUGCCAUGAUUAGUCCCUCGGAGCUGUCUUUCAGUCCAUCUUUUUCCAGCCACUGGUAUGUUUUCUCUCUCAGGCACUUCAAUUUGUUGCUGGUACAUGCGCCAUGGAGAGGCUCGUUCUUCCAUGACAGCCCAUCUGGCUCCUUCUCCAUACUGGGCUUCUCUCUCUCUCUCUCUCUCUUCUCUUCUCUCUCUCUCUCUGUAUAU
Molecule: messenger RNA, 5713 nt
Organism: Phycodurus eques (leafy seadragon)
Lineage: Eukaryota; Metazoa; Chordata; Actinopteri; Syngnathiformes; Syngnathidae
Product: ATP-binding cassette sub-family C member 4-like
Exons: 31
Coding region: 157-3951 (1264 amino acids)
Biological process (GO): transmembrane transport
Cellular component (GO): plasma membrane
Molecular function (GO): ATP hydrolysis activity; ABC-type transporter activity; ATP binding
Source: RefSeq, a predicted model, not a curated record